GUCCAAGAGAAAUGAAAAAGAAAAAAAACAAAACAAAACAUUCCCAUGAAAUUGGAGCUCCAAGAGACUCUCCUGUAAUAGCUUGUUAUAGAUAAGAGGGACACUUCACAAACAUGGAGAAUCAGAUUAUGAAAGAGCCAUUGUUGGAGAAGAAGUACUAUAAGGACUGCCCAGGUUGUAAGGUGGAUCAAGCAAAAGAGCUGAAAAAGGGUGCAUCAGUUCUAAAUCUUUUAAUUAUAUGGAUGUUGAUGAUAUGUGCAUCACUACCUAUAUCAUGUCUCUAUCCAUUCCUAUAUUUCAUGGUAAAGGACUUCAAUGUUGCGAAAACAGAGGCUGAUAUUAGUACUUAUGCUGGUUAUGUGGGAUCGACAUUGAUGCUUGGUAGAGCCUUGACAUCUGUAGGCUGGGGAUUGUUUUCUGAUCGUUAUGGUAGAAAACCUGCUUUAAUUGUUGGGGUUAUGUCAGUUAUCAUUUUCAACACACUAUUCGGCCUUAGUACAAAUUUUUGGAUGGCCAUUAUCACCAGAUUUCUUCUAGGAUGUGGUAAUGGUAUAAUUGGACCAGUAAAGGCAUAUGCUACUGAACUUUUUAGAGAAGAGGAUCAAGCUAUAGGACUCUCUACAGUCAGUGCAGCUUGGGCUAUAGGCCUGAUUAUUGGCCCAGCAUUGGGAGGCUAUUUGGCUCAGCCCGUAGUGAAAUACCCGCACAUAUUUCCAAAGGACUCUUUUUGGGAUAAGUUUCCAUACUUUUUGCCCUGUUUUAUAAUAUCAGGACUAGCAAUUCCAGUUCUUAUAGCCUGUAUUUGGAUUCCGGAAACACUUCAUAAUCACAAAGGUGGAAAUGAGUGCACAGAUGAUGCUGAAGCUUUAGAAAAUGGAAGCAAUAGGAUUAACAAAGGAAAUACAACCCAAAAGAAUGAAAACCUCUUAAUGAAUUGGCCCUUAAUGUCGUCUAUCAUUGUUUAUUGUAUUUUCUCACUUCAUGACAUGGCUUAUACAGAGGUUUUCUCUUUAUGGGCUGUCAGUCCACCAAGCCUGGGGGGUUUGAACUUCACAACUGAUGUUGUUGGUAAUGUUCUUGCAAUAUCAGGUCUUUUACUUAUUAUCUACCAGCUUACCCUAUACCCAUAUGUGGAAAAAGCUUGUGGACCUAUUCGGAUUUCCCGCAUUACAGGGAUCUUAUCCAUACCACUUCUGCAAAGUUACCCUUUUAUAGCAAUGUUGUCAGGCGUAACACUAUACACUGUGAUAAGUGUUGCUUCUAUUCUGAAGAAUAUCUUGUCUAUGACCAUCAUAACUGGUUUAUUUAUUUUGCAAAAUAGAGCAGUGAAACAAAACCAGAGGGGGGCAGCUAAUGGCAUUUCUGUGACUUGUGUGUCCCUAUUCAAAGCUAUUGGCCCUGCUGUAGGUGGUGCCUUAUUAACUUGGACACAAAAGCGGAUGCAUGCUUCUUUCCUGCCAGGCACACAUAUGAUCUUCUUUAUAAUGAAUUUAGUUGAAGGACUUGGAAUACUAAUGAUGUUUAAACCAUUCCUUAAUGAAGAGAAGAAAACACACUCAGAUAUGUUACACUAACAUCAAUAAACUUUGCCCGAGGCACCAAGGAAGGGUUCCAUUAUUGAGGACGAUGAGGGUAACUAGGUUCUCUACUUUGUCAUCAAUGGGACGAUUGGUUUUGUACGUAAUAUAUAAGGUUGUUGCGGUGCUUUGUGAAAAAAGAAGAAUGAACAAGACAGAAAUCGGAAAAGCAUGGGGAAAGAAUAAAGAGAAAUACCAUAUGUUGUUGUGCUUAUCGUAAGAUGAAGGUGACAUAAUUGCAUUUUACUUCUGGCUUUGUAAUACAUAAAGUUGUUGUUUGCUUUGUGAAAAAAAUAAUGAACAAGACAGAAAUCGGAAAAGGAGGAGGGAAAGAGUAAAGAGAAAUACCAAAUGUUGCUAUGCGUUUCUUAAGAUGAAAGUGACAUACUCACAUUCUA
Lotus japonicus is the source of this 1975-nucleotide messenger RNA. RefSeq names its product protein ZINC INDUCED FACILITATOR-LIKE 1-like. Gene Ontology annotation, biological process: transmembrane transport; regulation of stomatal closure. The coding region runs from base 114 to 1574 and encodes 486 amino acids. Gene Ontology annotation, cellular component: plasma membrane; plant-type vacuole membrane. The transcript has 18 exons. Gene Ontology annotation, molecular function: solute:potassium antiporter activity. Lineage: Eukaryota; Viridiplantae; Streptophyta; Magnoliopsida; Fabales; Fabaceae. The record is from RefSeq and is a predicted model, not a curated record.